Sinocyclocheilus rhinocerous is the source of this 672-nucleotide messenger RNA. Its product is annotated as putative olfactory receptor 13C6. The transcript is spliced from 4 exons. NCBI's taxonomy places the organism in Eukaryota, Metazoa, Chordata, Actinopteri, Cypriniformes, Cyprinidae. Gene Ontology annotation, molecular function: G protein-coupled receptor activity; odorant binding; olfactory receptor activity. Gene Ontology annotation, biological process: detection of chemical stimulus involved in sensory perception of smell; G protein-coupled receptor signaling pathway. Gene Ontology annotation, cellular component: membrane. The record is from RefSeq and is a predicted model, not a curated record.
AUGAAUACAGGAUCAGUGAGUGAAAUGGUUGUGAAUCAAGAUGUCACUGAAAACAGAAAUAUUUCCAUCCCGUCUUAUUUCUAUAUCAGUGGUUUUUCUGGAAUACCUCAUAUGAGAUACUAUUAUAUAUUUCUGUUUUUUGUCUACAUUAUUACUGUGCUUGGGAAUUCUUGCCUCAUGUUUGUUAUCAUUAUGGACCGAAAUCUUCACACUCCUAAAUAUAUAGCUGUCUUUAAUUUGUCUUUGACUGACAUUAGUGAGAGUACUGCUGUGAUCCCUCAGCUACUGGAUACGUUUUUGUUUGGGAAUCAGUUGAUCCCAUAUGGAUUGUGCAUGUCCAGUAUGUUCUCUGUUUUUCACUGUAUCUGACUGCAAUCAAUGACUCUUACUAUUUUGUCUUUUGACAGAUUAGUAGCUAUUUGUUUACCACUGAGGUAUCAUAUGCUUGUGACCCACAGAUCAAUGCUUGUUAUGAUUGGUGCUUCAUGGAUAAUAGGACUGUCGAUAGCAACAGCUGCAAUCAUUUUCCUGACUAGACUGUCUUUCUGCAGAGUUGUUGUAAUCGUUAAUAGUUUCUACUGUGAUCAUGGGCCUAUAUCACGUUCUUCCUGUAGCGAUUAUUUUCCGAGCUUUGUGAUAUCAUGUGGGGAGGCCUUCUCGUGGAUGGCGUGA